Molecule: messenger RNA, 594 nt
Organism: Phyllotreta striolata
Lineage: Eukaryota; Metazoa; Arthropoda; Insecta; Coleoptera; Chrysomelidae
Source: the annotation of a GenBank genome assembly
AUGUACGACUCGACGAACCCCGGUGUGCACGUGCUAAACAGAAACCACCUACAAAAAGAAGUAUGGGCUGGUAUCUUCGUCGAUACAGGAUUAACCAAUUUGGUGGUACACGAAAGCGUCGUGGCCCCGAUUUUGAAAAAUGCAUCAAGACUGACGCUUCGCGAUGCCGCCAGAGGAGCCACCGCGCCUCAAGUACUGCCCGGCCUGCUUAAGCAGCUCAUAGACGAACCGGCGAGGUUCCGGCUGUACUCCGGCCGCCCCAGUUUGGUCGAACCGCCCCCGGAAAUUCCAAUAUGGUGUCCUCCCGCGUUGCCGGGGAGCGGCGAACCGGCCUUGCUGGACGGUUGCGGGAGGAACAAAUGCAAGAAGAAGUUGAAAAAGUACAAGCGCAAGUACAAGAAGUACAAGUGCAAGUACAAGAAGUACAAGAAGAAAGCCAAAAAGUAUAAGUGCAAGUAUAAGAAAUGUAAGAGGCGUUGUAAGAGUAAGAAGAAGAAGAGUAAAUGCAAGAAGAAGAAGAGUAAAUGCAAGAAGAAGAGUAAAUUCAGCAAGAAGAAAAAACCGAAGUGCAAGAAAAAGUGCGCUAAAAAAUGA